Artibeus jamaicensis (Jamaican fruit-eating bat) is the source of this 5028-nucleotide messenger RNA. RefSeq names its product integrin subunit alpha 3 (gene ITGA3). Gene Ontology annotation, biological process: cell adhesion mediated by integrin; integrin-mediated signaling pathway; leukocyte migration. Gene Ontology annotation, cellular component: integrin complex; external side of plasma membrane. The record is from RefSeq and is a predicted model, not a curated record. The transcript has 26 exons. Bases 467 to 3622 code for a protein of 1051 amino acids. Gene Ontology annotation, molecular function: integrin binding. NCBI's taxonomy places the organism in Eukaryota, Metazoa, Chordata, Mammalia, Chiroptera, Phyllostomidae.
GAGAGCGGAGCCGCGGCUGGGCGCGCAAGGUGGGGAGGUGCGGAGCUGGGCGUGGAAAGGCGGGGCGCGAGCGGGGGGCACCCCUCCCUCUCGCCCUCCUUGCGGUCUACCGGUCUGCCUGCCCAGCCAGAUCCGCCACCGAGCCAGGAUCGAAGGCGACAGUGCAGCCAAGGGGGUGCGGCCGCGACGGCUGUGGGGCAGGGUGUCCGGGGAGGGGGCGCGGUGACCCAACGCAGGACUGGCGGGAGAAUAGAUCGGCGGAUCUCGGAGGGGAAUCUGAGAGCGCAGACCUUGAGCAGACGUGAAACCGACCAGGGCUGGGAGCCAGAAACUAUCAGCGUUACGGGGCUUAACGACGCGGCGGGCCAGAGUGUUUUCCAGUGGUGGCGAGAGCAGGUGAACAGGUCCUCACUCCCGCUCCACGUCCUCACGCUCUCUCGCCCCGGCUCCGCUCCGGCUCCCAGCCAUGGGCUCCAGUCCCCGCCGCACCACCCGCGUCCUGCGGGCGCUGCUCUGCGCGCUCGCCUUGACGGUGGCCCCUGGCGGUCACUUCGCCUUCGCCUUCAACCUGGACACCCGAUUCCUGGUGGUGAAGGAGGCCGGGAACCCGGGCAGCCUCUUCGGCUACUCGGUCGCCCUCCAUCGGCAGACGGAGCAGAAGCUGCGCUACCUGCUCCUGGUUGGUGCCCCCCGGGACCUCGCCGUGCCUGAUGGCUACACCAACCGGACUGGUGCCGUGUACCUGUGCCCACUCACUGCCCACAAGGACGACUGUGAGAGGAUGGACAUCACGGAGAAAAGUGACCCUGACCAUCACAUAAUUGAGGACAUGUGGCUUGGGGUGACUGUGGCCAGCCAGGGCCCUGCAGGCAGAGUCCUGGUCUGCGCCCACCGCUACACCCAGGUGCUGUGGUCGGGGUCGGAGGACCAGCGGCGCAUGGUGGGCAAGUGCUACGUGCGGGGCAAUGACCUGGAGCUGGACGCCACGGACGACUGGCAGAGCUACCACAACGAGAUGUGCAACAGCAACACCGACUACCUGGAGACCGGCAUGUGCCAGCUGGGCACCAGCGGCGGCUUCACGCAGAACACUGUGUACUUCGGCGCUCCCGGGGCCUACAACUGGAAAGGAAACAGCUACAUGAUUCAGCGGAAGGACUGGGAUUUAUCCGAAUACAGUUACAAGGACCCUGAGGACCAAGGAAACCGCUAUAUUGGCUACACGGUGCAGGUGGGAAGCGCCAUCCUGCACCCUACAGACAUCACCAUUGUGACGGGUGCCCCGCGGCACCAGCAUAUGGGUGCAGUCUUCUUGCUGAGCCAGGACGUAGGCGGAGACCUGCGGAGGAGGCAGGUGCUGGAGGGCACACAGGUGGGCGCCUAUUUUGGCAGCGCCAUUGCCCUGGCAGACCUGAACAAUGAUGGGUGGCAGGACCUCCUGGUGGGUGCCCCCUACUACUUUGAGCGGAAGAAGGAGGUGGGGGGCGCCGUCUACGUCUUCAUGAACCAGGCAGGCACCUCCUUUCCUGCCCACCCCAACCUCCUUCUUCACGGCCCCAGUCGCUCCGCCUUUGGCUUCUCCGUGGCCAGCAUUGGUGACAUCAACCAGGAUGGAUUCCAGGACGUCGCUGUGGGAGCCCCAUUUGAGGGCUUGGGCACAGUGUACAUCUACCACAGCAGCUCCAGGGGUCUCCUGCGACAGCCCCAGCAGGUAAUCCACGGGGAGGACCUGAGACUACCUGGCUUAGCCUCCUUUGGCUACUCCCUGAGCGGAAAGAUGGAUGUGGACGAGAACUUCUACCCAGACCUGCUAGUAGGGAGCCUGUCAGACCGCAUCGUGCUGCUGCGGGCCAGGCCUGUCAUCAACAUCCUGCACAGGACCUUGGAGGCCAGGCCGUCUGUGCUGGACCCUGCGCUCUGCACGGCCACCUCCUGUGUGCAGGUGGAGCUGUGCUUUGCUUACAAACAGAGUGCCGGGAACCCCAGCUACAGACGAAACAUCACCCUGGCUUACACUCUGGAGGCCGACCGGGACCGCCGCCCACCCCGGCUUCGCUUUGUGCAGAGCCAGUCGGCUGUUUUCCACGGCUUCUUCUCCAUGCCUGAGAUGCGCUGCCAGAAGCUAGAGCUGCUCCUGAUGGACAACAUCCGCGACAAACUCCAUCCCAUCAUUAUCUCCAUGAACUACUCUUUACCUCUGCAUUUGCCGGAGCGCCCCCGGCUGGGGCCGCGGUCCCUGGACGCCUACCCAGUCCUCAACCAGGCACAGGCUCUGGAGAACCACACCGAGGUCCAGUUUCAGAAGGAGUGCGGGCAGGACAACAAGUGCGACAGCAACUUGCAGAUGCAGGCGGCCUUCGUGUCGGAGCAGGGGCAGCAGAUGAGCAGGCUCCAGUACAGUAAAGACCUUAGGAGACUGCUUCUGAGUAUCAACGUGACCAACACCCCAAGCAGGGAGCGGGCUGGGGAAGAUGCCCACGAGGCACUGCUCACCCUGGCAGUUCCUCCCGCCCUGUUGCUGUCCGCAGUGCGCCCUGCUGGAGCUUGCCAGGCCAACGAGACCAUCCUUUGUGAGCUAGGGAAUCCCUUCAAACAGAACCAGAGGAUGGAGCUGCUCAUCGCCUUUGAGGUCAUUGGGGUGACCCUGCACACGAGGGAACUCCAGGCGCAGCUGCAGCUCUCCACGUCAAGUCACCAGGACAACCUGUGGCCUAUGACCCUGACUCUGCUGGUGGACUACACGCUCCAGGCCUCACUCAGCAUGGUGAGUCACCGGCUACAAAGCUACUUUGGCGGAACAGUGAUGGGCGAGUCUGGCAUGAAAACUGUGGAGGAUGUGGGAAGCCCUCUCAAGUAUGAGUUCCAGGUGGGCCCAAUGGGAGAUGGGCUGGCAUCCCUGGGGACCCUGGUCCUAGGGCUGGAGUGGCCCUAUGAAGUCACCAAUGGCAAGUGGCUGCUGUACCCCACGGAGAUCACCGUCCAAGGCAAUGGGUCCUGGCCCUGCCGACCACCAGGAGACCUUAUUAACCCUCUCAACCUCACUCUCUCUGUCCCUGGGGACAGACGGUCAUCUCCACAGCGCAGGCGGCGACAGCUGGACCCAGGGGGAGGCCAGGGCCCCCCACCUGUUACUCUGGCUGCUGCCAAAAAAGCCAAGUCUGAGACCCAGUUGAGCUGCGGCAGUGUCCACGCCCGCUGCGUGUGGCUGGAGUGCCCCAUUCCCGAUGCCCCCGUCAUCACCAACGUGACCGUGCAGGCUCGAGUGUGGAACAGCACCUUCAUUGAGGAUUACAGAGACUUUGACCGAGUCAGGGUAGCCAGCUGGGCCACCCUGUUCCUCCGAACCAGCAUCCCCACCAUCAACAUGGAGAACAGGACCGUGCCGUUCUCGGUGGACAUUGACUCUGAGCUGGUGGAGGAGCUGCCAGCUGAGAUCGAGCUGUGGCUGGUGCUUGUGUCUGUGGGUGCCGGGCUGCUGCUGCUGGGGGUCAUCAUCCUCCUGCUGUGGAAGUGCGGCUUCUUCAAGCGAGCCCGCACUCGUGCUCUGUAUGAAGCUAAGAGGCAGAAGGCGGAGAUGAAGAGCCAGCCGUCAGAGACAGAGAGGCUGACCGAAGACUACUGAGGGGGGCAGCCCCUGCCCCCAUCCCACCUGGUGUGACUUCUUCAAGCGGACCCGCUAUUACCAGAUCAUGCCCAAGUACCAUGCGGUGCGGAUCCGGGAGGAGGAACGCUACCCACCUCCAGGGGGGACCCUGCCCCCCAAGAAGCACUGGGUGACCAGCUGGCAGACAUGGGAUCAAUACUACUGAUGUCCUCCCAGAUCCCACCCCUGCGCCCCCAGUGUCCCCGUCUCCUGUUUAUCAUAAGUUAUGCCCCGACAGCCCACAGGGGCCACUGCCUUUGGCUGGCACCGGUAGGUUCCGGCAUACACACCUCUGAGUACUUGCACACGCCCCCUGGUCACGGGCUCCCCCUGCAGGAGGGCUGGGGCCGUGGCCCUCGCUAUGCCGAGCACGCCACAGCCCUGUGUGCUGGACACGUGUGGACAAAGGUGGGUCCCAGUCUUUGUGGACUGCACUUGUGCACCACAGAUGGUGUGUGGACAUGCGUGUCCCCACCGUCACCUAUGCCAAAACCAAGCCAAAGGGCCUCUGCCAGAGCCAGGAGGAAAAGGCCUCCAAAGUGGUGACACCUCCCCCAUUUACACUGGCCCUGUCUUGAGCCACAGUCACUGGAUGGACUCUGCUCUCAGGAUGAAACUACUGACAUGGAAGAGCCCUCGGGCCUCCAGCUGCAAUUCCCAGCACCCAUGCUGGAGGACAGGGGUAGGGGUCCGCCCGAGUUUUCUCAGGACCUGACCUGCUCAGACUCGAAGGCGGAAUGAACUACAGAGAAGGUCCCCAGGGCGACUUCGUGUCACGGAUGGCUGUGAAGCCUCUGUCCUCAGCCACAGCGCGCACUGGUGGGGAAUGCAGCCUAAAGGAACAAAGAGGGACAAACCGCGAGACAGCCGGGACAUGCCGCCCUGGGACCACUUUGGGAGCACAGUGGAACCCUCAGCAGAGGAGGGGGCUGGUCCUGGGCCAAGGAGAUGCUGGAAGGAUCCAGAGGAACUAGCACUGCUCACCUACCACUAUUGUCCUGGCCUCUGUAGGGCCUGCAGAGACCCCCAGGAGGUCACAGAGGGAGCGACACUUGAAUGUAGGACGGGGAGGGAGCCCUGUCCCUGUCCUGUUGGCCAAACUCCACUCUUUCCCCACCGACCAUGGGUUAGAAGCCUGGAAGUGGGAUUCUUGGCUGUCCUUGGCUUUCAUCACCAACUGGCUCUGCCUUCUCCCCAAUGGGAAGGGCCCUGAGGCCCAUUUUAGAAGCUGAAGCUGGUUCCAGAAACCCUCUCCUGCCCGCUGCCUGCCGGCGGGCCUCCUACCCCCUCCACGGUACUGUAGCAGGGGAGCUCCCUCCCCCUCCUCGUGCCUUUGUAUAUAGGCUUCUCACAUGGACCAAUAAACAGCUCCCGGUUUGUACACA